This is a messenger RNA of Bactrocera latifrons, 1390 nucleotides long. RefSeq names its product metallo-beta-lactamase domain-containing protein 1. The record is from RefSeq and is a predicted model, not a curated record. The coding region runs from base 76 to 714 and encodes 212 amino acids. The transcript is spliced from 2 exons. Lineage: Eukaryota; Metazoa; Arthropoda; Insecta; Diptera; Tephritidae.
AAGAGAAUAUGUGACAAUCGUUACAAAAGAAAUCCGAAAUUAAUUAAUUUUAAUCAAAAAAUUAAAUUUUAAAUAAUGUGCAUACCGGAUAGCAAUGAUUCCAGCGCCAUGCGUGCCAAUUGYACCUGUACUCUAAUACGUACACGAAAUGGACGUAACAUUAUCGUUGAUACACUCACCGCCUGGGAUGGAGAACGACUAACCGAAGCCCUUCAACACUUACAUGGGCUCAAGCCAGAGGAUAUACAUGUUGUUGUUUGCACACAUGGUCAUUCCGAUCAUACCGGCUGUAACUAUCUCUUUCGUUCAGCGCAGUGGCACUUUAUGGGCGCUUGUGUCUCCAAUCGUGACAAGUAUUUAGAUUGCCCAUUAACAUGUGGUGAUUCGGAACCUUUUCAAUUGUGUGGGGAUGAUGUGGUCGUGGUACGCACACCCGGCCAUACACUGAAUUGUGUGUCGGUAUUGGUGCGAGGCACUAAUCUGGGGGAAGUUGUAGGUGUUUGUGGCGAUUUAUUCGAGCGUGUCGAGGACAUUAUGGAUCCAACCAUUUGGCUGGAAGCAGGUAGUGAAAAUCCGGAAUCUCAGCGAAUACAACGUUUGCGAAUGAUUGAGAUGUGCAAUUAUAUAAUACCAGGUCAUGGUCAGGGUUUUGCCGUAACAGAAAAUAUGCGAGAACUACUGCGACAACAAGUGAAUUCGAACAAUACUAAAUGAACGCUAACAUUACGAUGCAUAUUUAAAGAUUUUAUUAAAACAAAUGCAUGACRGCUUUAGAUUAUUUAGUUAGAUUUYUUAGUUAUAUUUACAAUAUCCUGGUUGUCAUAUAAAUAGUUUCAGCGAGUACUACUGGAGUCAGUGAACUUUUUUAUAUAUCACGUAUUUUGUUUUACAAUAUGUGAAUAUUAUACAUGCUUACACACGCUUGAUUCCUUUAAAAAUUAUUUUCUUGAUUAUUAUUCAACAGAAAAAAAGAUUUAUUGAUUAUGUCUCAAAUGAUUCAAUGAAUUCGUUGUUUAAGGGCGCAUGAUAUUUUUAGCGAACCAAUUUGUUGGGCUUAUCAUUUCAGUUCACUUGAUCGAACCAACUGAUUAAUGAUCCUUACCAUCUCUUUCAAUGCUACAUCUAACAUAAUAAAUUUAGAUCGCAAUGCAAACCUCAAAUAAUUUUUAUGCCCCAGGAAACCAACKUAUCUAACACUCGUUUUUCCUAUAGUCUGACUCCAUCGAAACAACUCGACAGAUACAAGAUUUCCUCCAAAUAUACUCUAGAUACUCAUUACUAAAACAACUUAUAAGCUAAUCAUGUGAAAAGCGAAAGCCAUUUAAAUGAAAGUCAAAUGGUUAAAUUUAAAAAACAAAUCUUUCAUAUAUUUGCAAUUCUUUUGCUUGUU